UAGCAACUCGCAUUCAUACAUUCAGCCAGACGAGAUUCAGUCAGACGCAGCUUUCUUUAGCACAGUGUACAUAUAUAUAUAUUUACAUACAGCAACGAGGAGAAGGAACAGUACCCACAAACCUACACAACAGCUGACACAUGUCCAAAGCAGACGGUUCGUGGAUCAAUUGGUUUGUUGGCUUGCACUCGAAUGGGUUUCUGUGCCGCGUGCCCUACGAAUUUGCGCGCGACAAGUUCAACUUGACGGGCCUGGAGACAAUGGUGACCAACUUUCAGGACACUUUGGAUGCCAUUCUCAACUCGGAGUUCGAUAUGCAGAAUGGCUUCGAUGCGGACGACUCGCAUCCCGAAAUGGCCGAGCAGCUGUACGGACUGAUCCAUGCGCGCUACAUACUGACGCGGCGGGGCAUCUCGGACAUGUGCCUCAAGUACCAACGAGGCGACUUUGGCGUUUGUCCGCGCACCUACUGCAAUGAGCAGCUGGUGCUGCCGCUGGGCCUGACGGAUCGCAUUGGCGAAUCGCACGUCAAGGUCUAUUGUUCGCGCUGCCAGGACAUCUAUCAGCCAAGCGCACGCUGCGCCCUGCUCGAUGGCGCCAUGUUUGGCAGCAGCUUUCCACACAUGUUCUUCAUGCAGCUGCCGCAUCUGCUGCCCGAGCCGCCCAUUGAGAAGUACACGCCACGCAUCUAUGGCUUUAAGCUGCAUGACCUGGCUCUUCUGCCGCCAUCACCGGAUGAGAGCGACCUCGGCGACUCGACCAGCAAGGAGCAGUUGAAGCAUUUGGAGCAGGCGCAGCCUGUCCAAGACGACAACCGGCCGAGCAAACGACGUUGUAAUUUCGCAUUUGACUAAUUGAAAUGUUCUAAUAAUUCAAAAUUUAGGCUAGUUAUUAAAGAAAAAUGCGUUUUGUUGCAGUGUAUUUGAAUGCAAACACAUCCGACUGAAUUCUUCCGUAACGAACUGGCCAAAUCACAAACA
This is a messenger RNA of Drosophila hydei, 980 nucleotides long. RefSeq names its product suppressor-of-stellate-like protein. The coding region runs from base 141 to 854 and encodes 237 amino acids. Gene Ontology annotation, molecular function: protein kinase regulator activity. The record is from RefSeq and is a predicted model, not a curated record. Gene Ontology annotation, cellular component: cytoplasm; protein kinase CK2 complex. The transcript has 3 exons. Lineage: Eukaryota; Metazoa; Arthropoda; Insecta; Diptera; Drosophilidae.